GAGUGUGGACGUGCGCAUUAUUGCUUUUAGCGGGAAAAAAAAGGAACUUUGCAGACAGGUCGAAAUUAGGGAAAAAGGUUUUUGUGGAUUAGGGCUAAAAUCAAUUCUAUUGCGAUGGCGGAGCAGGAGAUACCGCAUGAAUUUUCUUCUCGUGGGAGGAAGCGGACGUUGACAGAGGGAGAAGAGAGUAUAAGUGAAGAAGAAGUUGAUGAUGGAGGAGUAGAUUCAAAUGAUUCUGAGGAAAGCGACGACGCUGUGAUCUACUACUCCGAUGAUUCUGAAGUCGAUGAUACGAAUCGCCAUGUCUGGGACCAGUAUUACAAGGAGCUGGAUGAGAGCGAGGGUUUUGAUUUCUCUGUCCACCCGGGUACAUCUUUUCAUGCUCCAAUUUCACAGCUACGGAGUUACCUGAAGAAUCCAGAGAAAAAAAAGAGAUACACUGACCUCUGCAACAUGGCUAUUGGAUUGUUCAAUUCAUUGAAUGCUAAAAAGUAUGAGUUCGUGGAUAUUGUGAGGGUAAACGUAUCAUAUGCUGCGGGGGCAUGGUAUUAUUUCACCUUUAAAGCCAGUGAUACUGACACUGAUGAUGCUGAUGCUGUUAAGACAUUUCAAGCAUUGGUGUGGAAUGGAAUUGAUGAAACCAGCAAGGUGGAAUUUUGCAGGCUUAAGAAAUCCUUAAGUAGUGAAGCUUAGCAAGACUGGCUUUCCUAAGAAGCAAUUUUGGUCAAUACUAGGCCAAUGACGAUGCCAGCUAUAAUAAUGUAAGAAAUAAGCCUUUUUAUUCCAUGUAAACCAUUAUUUAAUAUAUGUAUGAAGCUUAAUAACCAUAUUGAGGACUUAGAAGAGGCAUAACCUACAAUAAAAGCCUAGAAUUUAUCAGAAAAAUAAAAACAUGUGAAUAAUGUUAAACUUCUUGAAUUGUUACUCUUCUUCAUAGCGGGGUGGACUAAAUUCUGUUUUCUUUCUUACCAAAGAAAGUUCUUUCUUUAAGUUUUAUAUUUUCAGUCCAGUCUUUUCAGUCACAUUUAUUCCUGAUGAAGAGGCUUCGUGCUGUAAUAUAUGUUUUUUUUGGAUAAGGUGAAGUUUAGGCUUCUUUCUGCAUUACACAGUACUAAGAGCAGUUAAUUCGUUGAGCAGCUGAUUGUGCUGAUUGUUUAGUUUAGAUUAUCUCUGACACGUGUGGGCAGAGAGAAGAAUAUCAAUUUUACUUCAAAUUUUGAAAGUAUUACCUUUUCUUUUAAACACAACCAAAUACACACUAGUAAAUUACUGAGCCCUUCGUAAUUAUAUACUUUGAAUAUUGUUGUACAUGUUAAGGUUCAAUGGAUGACCUCUGAUAGAUAUAGUAAAUUCCAUAACUCAGUGGAAAGCUGAUGGAAACAUAGAUUAACUUAUUAAUAGUACUUUGUAGCCACAAGUUGCAUAUGCUUCUUUAUCUUUCCU
This is a messenger RNA of Nicotiana attenuata, 1443 nucleotides long. RefSeq lists its product as uncharacterized. The record is from RefSeq and is a predicted model, not a curated record. The transcript has 4 exons. The coding region runs from base 115 to 693 and encodes 192 amino acids. Gene Ontology annotation, molecular function: cysteine-type endopeptidase inhibitor activity. NCBI's taxonomy places the organism in Eukaryota, Viridiplantae, Streptophyta, Magnoliopsida, Solanales, Solanaceae.